AUAACCCACACCCUCCCUUCAUGCACUUGUCUCUUCUUCAUUUUCUCCUUCUUCUUCUUCCUCUGCUUCGUCAUAUUCUCUCUCUUCAUAAAUUUGCAUUAUAAAAACACAUCCACUUUGCUCCUCCCUCUUCAACACAUUCUUCUUCUUCUCCACUCUUAUUCUCUCUCUCUCUCUCUCUGACACAUUAACUACCUAUCCUUCCUGCAUUCCUCUCUCUCCCUAUCUCUCUACAAACCAACGAAGACAAUAAUAUCUUAAGAAAGAAGAUGUCGAGCAGGAGAUCAUCACGUUCAAGACAGUCAGGGAGCUCAAGAAUCUCUGACGAUCAGAUUUCUGAUCUUGUUUCGAAGCUCCAACACCUCAUCCCUGAACUCCGCCGCCGUCGUUCUGACAAGGUGUCAGCAUCUAAGGUACUACAAGAGACUUGCAACUACAUCAGGAACUUACACAGAGAGGUUGAUGAUCUCAGUGACCGUUUGUCGGAACUCUUGGCUUCGACGGACGACAACAGCGCCGAAGCAGCCAUCAUUAGGAGCUUGCUUAAUUAUUAAAAUUUCUCAUUAAUUUAAUCUGAGAACUAUUAAUCAUCGAUUUCCGCCAGAAAAUUUAUCUUCUUAUUAUGAGUAUUUGUUUCCUUCUACUUCAUAUAUUAUAUGAUAUAUAGCUAGGGUUUCGGGGUCUUUGUUAGGCCAACUCAUAUAUUUAUAUAAUAUAUGCUUUAUGUAUGUAUGCAUCUUAAUUGUAUGUGAGGAUCCAGACCUGGCUGUAUAGUAGCCUGUGUAUCAUGAGAUCCUCUAAUAUUUAUGAUUAAUGACACAGUUUGUUUCCUUUUUUUUUUGUUAUACUAGUGAUCAACUGUUAUAAACUUUCGUUUUGAAUUUAUAUGUGUGUGUUUGUUUUUCAUGCAAAUAAAUAUAGUUCGG
This is a messenger RNA of Thlaspi arvense, 926 nucleotides long. The record is from the annotation of a GenBank genome assembly. NCBI's taxonomy places the organism in Eukaryota, Viridiplantae, Streptophyta, Magnoliopsida, Brassicales, Brassicaceae.